GCACCAACUGGCGACCUGCGGGAAAGAUGCACAAGUUGGCUCGCCCCGAUCGCCCUAUAUUCUGCGGCAAUUUCGAGUACGAAGCACAGGAGCGCGAUGUGGUGCGGCUGUUUGAGACAUUCGGGCCCGUGGAUAAGAUAGAGAUGAAGGAGGGCUUUGCCUUCGUGUACAUGCGGCAUGUGUGUGACGGCGAGGCCGCGGUGGCCGCACUCCAUGGCUGGGAGUGGGGCGUGCAGCGGCGGCGGCUAAAGGUGGAGUGGGGCAAGCGCCAUGACUGGGAGUACCGCAGUCGCUGCAGCGGCUCCCCGCCCAGCCACAAGCUGUUCGUGAUCAACUUUGACCCGAGCCGCACCGGCGAGCAGGAGUUGUGGCGCUACUUCUCUCCCUUCGGCCGCGUCACCCGCGUGCAGAUGGUCCGCAACUUCGCCUUCGUGGUUUUUGCGGACCUGAGGGACGCAGUGGCGGCACAGCAGCGCACCAACGGCGCCAUUUUGGAGGGCCGCACACUCAACGUCGAGUUCUCAGCAUCAGGCGAAGGAGGCGGCGGCGGUGGUGGUGGGGCAGCAGCCAACACCGCCGCCGCGGUCGGCCUGCCGCCACUGCCGGGCAGCCCCGCCGCCGCCGCCACCACCUUCAGCCCUGGCCGCGCUGGCGGUGGCUACGGCUACAGCCUCGGCCCGGCUAAUGCGUACGGUGGCGGCGGCGGGUAUGACGGCGGUGUUGCUGACAGGGCGCUGCUCAUCGACCGAUGGUACUGCCCUCCGCCUCCGCCUCCGCUCGGCCUGAGGCUGCGGUCGCCAAUGCCGGCGGCGGGCAUCUCCCAUCGGCGGCAGGACCGGCUAGACCGGCGGCCCGGGGCGGCGGGGGCUACUGCCGCCGCUGCUACAGCUGGAGACGACAGCGGGCGGCACGAUCUGGAGGACGGAGAGUAUCGGCGCCGCAGCCGGAGCCGCAGCAGCAGCACCAGCAGCCGCAGCAGCAGCAGUAGCAGCGGGGGUGGGAACCCGCGCCGCCGGCAGCGGCGGAGGCGGCAGCGGGGUGGCAGGCGCGUCCGCAACCGGCGGGAGCGGGAGAGGGCCUCGCGGCGCAGCCGCAGCCGCAGCCGCUCAAGGACCGGGGGCGGCAGUGGCGACGGUGAUGACGAGGCCGACGACGUCGGUGCGGACCAACGGGACAAGAGGCGCAGCAGGAGCGGCGGCAGGAAGUCCUCCUCACGCUCCUGCUCACGCUCACGCUCUCGGCGGUCAGGCACCGCCUCCGCCGGCAGCCGCAGCCGCAGCGAUGAGCGGUGCAGCAACAGCCCGCCGCGCCGGCGGGGCCGCGGCCGGUCCCCCACCUCCCACAGCACCCGGCACCGGUCCGCGUCUCCCUCCCGCCGCCGCGGCAGCAGCAGCCGGCGGCGCGGCGGGAGCCGUAGCCGCCGUGGCGCUGAGCGCGGCCACGGCCGGCGCAACAGCAAGAGCAGGUCGCGACGGGAGGGCCGCCACCGGGACGAUUUCCUCCAAGGCCGAGACCAGAAGCGGUGAAAUGAGGACAACGCUGGGGGAGAAGUGGGAACCAUGGUGGUAGCUCCUGCAGGAUGACUGGCAGUUUUGUUUGUUUUGGGGGUCGGCACGCACGCGGCCACUCAUCACCCGCACCACGUUUCGGCCGCUGGUGACGGCAAGCUGGCCCUGGGCUGGUUUAGCUGGAUGGAGGCCGCAAAGAGGCAGUUGAAUCGACACAUCACGCGUACGUUGCACUGGGCAGUAGUCAUGGGCACUGGGCAGUAGUCAUGGCGUCCCGCCGGACGGGGCCUGGGAUGGGGCCGCACACUGGCUGCGGCGGACUAAUGCGCCAGCAGGAAGGUGUGCCAUUCUGGCCAGGCCGUGCAAAUUUAGUACAACGUGGCUGGCAUGUGGCGUUGAAAGGCACAAGGAGUGAGUUGAUGCAAAAUAUUAGGGGAGCCGUCCGUGGGAGCCGUCGUCUUUCCCACACUCAGUAACGUGACUUAAGGCUCGACUUACGGACGGAACCGGCAGGGCGUUGGAGUUGUCCAACGGAUGUGAUGUGGGCGACGGAUCGUUUCCAAGAACCCUAACGAGCCCUGUCUCAAACAGGAUUGUAUAUGCAGUAAGCAGUAACAACUGGCCGAACACUGGGCGUGUUGGUGGUUUAUCGGCGCCACCGCGGCGCCUCUCAUCCCGUCUGG
Messenger RNA from Chlamydomonas reinhardtii, 2191 nucleotides. RefSeq lists its product as uncharacterized. The transcript has 8 exons. The record is from RefSeq and is a predicted model, not a curated record. NCBI's taxonomy places the organism in Eukaryota, Viridiplantae, Chlorophyta, Chlorophyceae, Chlamydomonadales, Chlamydomonadaceae. The coding region runs from base 27 to 1526 and encodes 499 amino acids. Gene Ontology annotation, molecular function: RNA binding.